This is a messenger RNA of Drosophila bipectinata, 452 nucleotides long. It is a transcript of the gene roh, whose product is annotated as reduction of Rh1. Lineage: Eukaryota; Metazoa; Arthropoda; Insecta; Diptera; Drosophilidae. The record is from RefSeq and is a predicted model, not a curated record.
AGUGAUGUGCCAAAAACAUCGCUAUCGAACUUUUUCACCUCUAUGAAACAAGUUGGCAUUCCGAUUGCUUUCGUUUUAUUUGUGAGCAACCAAAUCAUCAAUUACAAUGGCCGACAAAGUUGCUGCCGAGAAACCCUUGGGUCGCCCCAUGCGUUAUCCGUACACCUUCUCGGCGAAGAUUGCCCAGUUCCCCAUCAAGCACUACAUCAAGAACCAAUGGAUCUGGCGCUACUACUUCAUUGCGGCUGUCGCCUGCGUUCCUGUGUUCUACAAGAUCAGCAAAUUGGCUAACUCUCCCGAAAACAAGAAGGCAUGGGCUGAGUCGCAGGCUAAGGAGCACGCCGAGCACCACUAAAUGGACAUUAAUCUAGUUUUAAUAGUUGCAUCAACAUUUCAGAGCUGUUUGUGUUUGGAUUAACGUGAGAUCGGCGAAUAAAAAGAGUUGAAAACUA